GCACUAUACGCGUGGACAGCGGACUGGAUGACGCGCCGUGCAAGUGUCGUGGAACGGACCACGUUCAAGCAGGCCUUUCCCAUGAUCAUCCAGGUGAUGAAGAAGUCGAUGGGUCUUAAUUGGGAUCACCUUCCUGAGAUGAAGGCUGAUAUUGAGAAGGGUAUGGCAAAUUAG
Molecule: messenger RNA, 174 nt
Organism: Sphaeroforma arctica JP610
Lineage: Eukaryota; Ichthyosporea; Ichthyophonida
Exons: 1
Source: RefSeq, a predicted model, not a curated record